Molecule: messenger RNA, 1311 nt
Organism: Triplophysa rosa
Lineage: Eukaryota; Metazoa; Chordata; Actinopteri; Cypriniformes; Nemacheilidae
Gene: lrrc39
Product: leucine rich repeat containing 39
Exons: 9
Coding region: 232-1278 (348 amino acids)
Molecular function (GO): protein binding
Source: RefSeq, a predicted model, not a curated record
UUGCUUCAAACCAAUGACAAACACAGUCUGGAUCAUUAUUUUAAAGCUAAAUCUUUCAUCGAACAUCAUGCUUACUGGAACUAUCAGAGGAAUUGUAGCAUUAAUGCAGUGUUGAUAAAACUCACCAGGGGAAAAACAUGUAUGCUUUGCAAGGAUAAUUUGAACCAAUGAGAGCUGACUGCUUGGUGUUCCAACACGCGCAGUGUACAAAGUGAUAUUCAGGGUUGUUUUAUGGUCAUGACGGGGAUCACAGUCUGCUGUGGAACCGUGAACUCCAUCAAAUCUCUCUGGGAGACCAGGAUAAAGAAAAGCAAAGAUGAUCUGAAGAAAGAAAAAGAGCAGAAAGGACAGAGAGCAGUGGGUAGGUUGACAGGUGCCUGGGAGGAUCGCAUAACUUUGGCCAAGCUAAAGGAAAAAGUUGUGACAGAGGAGGGACGUGUGAUUCUUCGGAUUGAGAGAGAAGAAUGGAAGACUCUCCCUGCAGCUCUGGCCCAGCUUGCCCAAAUCCAGGAAUGGCAGUUACACCGAAUAGGACUUCAGAAGAUCCCGCAUUUCAUCUCGACCUUUGAGAGUCUCAUAGUCUUGGACUUGUCUCGUAAUUCAAUCACAGAGAUUCCCAAAGAGAUAGGUAAACUUACUCGGUUGCGAGAGCUGUUGUUGAGCUAUAACAGAGUUAACUAUGUGCCUGAGGAAAUCGGCUCUUGUGUAAAUCUGGAGAAAUUGGAAUUGGCAAUGAAUCAUGAUUUAGAUGACCUGCCUGCUCAGUUUAGCAAUCUAAAGAAGUUGUAUCAUUUGGAUCUCUCCAUGAAUCAAUUCACCACAAUUCCAGACUGUGUGGUCAGCCUUCCUUCUCUAGAAUGGCUAGACAUGGGAAGUAACGGAUUGGAGACGUUGCCAGACGACAUUCACAGAAUGGACAAACUUCACACCCUUUGGCUCCCGAGAAAUGAACUUGAGUAUCUGCCCGACAACAUCAGCCGGAUGCAAAGUCUGGACACGCUGGUUCUGAGCAAAAAUAAACUACGAGACAUUCCUCCACUAAUGGAGAGCAUGAGUAACCUCAGGUUUGUGAAUUUUCGAGACAACCCUUUGACGUACGAUGUGACACUUCCUGAUUUAAACGAGGAUGUAGACGAGGAAGAGAACGACAGGGAGAUGUUCGGCCGCGAGUUCAUGCACUUCUACAUCCAAGAGGCCCGAAAAAGAGGAUCCCAAACGUUCACAUCGGUGCUAAACGUGACGUUGGAUGGCGUAUCAGAGAUAGCGUCGUCUUCGUGACUAGCAUGCUGGCUUCAGUCUGCUGGUUUGUCU